Messenger RNA from Archocentrus centrarchus (flier cichlid), 4826 nucleotides. Its product is annotated as Na(+)/H(+) exchanger beta-like. Bases 325 to 2589 code for a protein of 754 amino acids. The record is from RefSeq and is a predicted model, not a curated record. Gene Ontology annotation, molecular function: sodium:proton antiporter activity; potassium:proton antiporter activity. NCBI's taxonomy places the organism in Eukaryota, Metazoa, Chordata, Actinopteri, Cichliformes, Cichlidae. The transcript is spliced from 12 exons. Gene Ontology annotation, cellular component: plasma membrane. Gene Ontology annotation, biological process: regulation of intracellular pH; sodium ion import across plasma membrane; proton transmembrane transport.
GGAAAAUGAGUGUGAUCGAGAUAGAGAUUUCUGCCUGGUGGAUGUAACUUGUUGGAGUAACAUAACAGGAAAACAAACAAACAAAAACAAAAACACGAGAUAAGGAACAAGUGAAGACCCAGAGAGUUUUAAACCAGCUGUAAAACCUCCUGCUGCUGAUGGCAGGAAACCGGCGUUAUGCGUAAUUUUAACAUGCCAAAAGAGUUUGUGCGUAAAAGUGCGCGCUUCUCCGUGGCUCGCCACGCUCUCUCCCCAUCCUACCCUCAUCGUCCUCGGGUCUGAGCAGCAGCAGCAGCAGCGGUCCAUCCUUCAGACCUGCUGAAAAUGGCUGUGCUCAGUCCCGCACGGAGGAGCUCCGCUCCGCGUCUGACGGGAUUAUUGUGCCUUUUAUUUCUCAUUUUCUUCUCUCAUGCCUUCGCGGGUCGUGAUGCUGCUUCAGGAAAGGACAGAAAAUCAUCCGGAGCGAUACGAGAAGGUUCCCACAACCAAACUAACUCCACGGCUCAUAAGAAGGCUUUCCCCGUCCUCUCCUUCGAGUAUGAACAUGUCAAGACGCCCUUUGAGAUCUCCCUGUGGAUCCUCCUGGCUCUGCUCAUGAAACUUGGGUUUCACAUCAUCCCCACUGUGUCUCACAUCGUGCCAGAGAGUUGUCUGCUAAUCUUUGUUGGGCUGCUGGUGGGUGGCAUCAUCAAAGCAACUGGUGAAACUCCCCCCGUGCUUGACUCCGACCUCUUCUUCCUCUACCUGCUGCCUCCCAUCAUCCUGGAUGCCGGCUACUUCCUGCCCAUCCGCCCCUUCACAGAGAACAUUGGCACCAUCCUGAUGUUUGCAGUGGUGGGGACGCUGUGGAACGUCUUUUUCAUCGGCGGGAUGAUGUACGCCGUCUGUCAGAUUGAUGCAGCCAAGCUGGGUGGCGUGGACCUGCUGUCCUGCCUGCUGUUUGGCUCCAUCAUCUCGGCCGUAGACCCCGUGUCUGUCCUGGCCGUGUUCGAGGAGAUCCACAUCAACGAGCUGCUGCACAUCAUCGUGUUCGGGGAGUCGCUCCUCAACGAUGCCGUCACUGUGGUUCUGUAUCACCUGUUUAAGGAGUUUGCUCACGAUAAGGCGAUGACUGUGACCGGCACCGUCCUCGGUGUCAUCUCUUUCUUCGUGGUUUCUCUGGGAGGGAUCAUGGUGGGAGUUAUCUACGGCAUCGUGGGAGCUUUUACGUCCCGCUUCACCUCGCACACGCGCGUCAUCGAGCCGCUGUUUGUCUUCCUCUACAGCUACAUGGCUUACCUCUCAGCGGAGGUCUUCCACCUGUCGGGGAUCAUGUCUUUGAUCGCCUGUGGCGUGAUCAUGCGGCCGUACGUGGAGGCCAACAUCUCCCACAAGUCCUACACCACCAUCAAAUACUUCCUGAAGAUGUGGAGCAGCGUGAGCGACACACUCAUCUUCAUCUUCCUCGGGGUUUCCACGGUCGCUGGUCCUCAUGCCUGGAACUGGAUCUUCGUCCUCUUCACUGUGGUCUUCUGUCUGCUGUCCAGAGUGCUGGGAGUCAUCGGGCUCACGGCCUUCAUCAAUAAAUUCCGUAUUAUAAAACUGACCAAAAAGGACCAGUUCAUUAUCGCCUACGGUGGCCUGCGAGGGGCCAUAGCCUUCUCACUGGGGUUCCUGCUGACUGAAGAUGAAAAUAAGGAUCUGUUCCUCACUGCCAUCAUCACCGUCAUCUUCUUCACUGUCUUCGUGCAGGGAAUGACGAUCAGGCCUCUGGUGGAGCUCCUGGCUGUGAAGAGAAAGAAGGAGAGCAAAGAAUCAAUUAAUGAGGAGAUCCACUCACAGUUCCUGGAUCAUCUGCUCACAGGAAUCGAAGACAUCUGUGGUCAUUAUGGACAUCAUCACUGGAAGGACAAGCUGAAUCGCUUCAAUAAGACUUAUGUGAAGAGGUGGCUGAUCGCAGGCGAGCGCUCCACCGAGCCUCAGCUCAUCUCCUUCUACAACAAGCUGGAGCUGAAACAGGCGAUGAUGCUGGUGGAGAGCGGCAGCGCUGCCAAGCUGCCCGCGAUCGUGUCGUCCGUCUCCAUGCAAAACUCAGAGACCAAAGGACUGACCAGACGCCGAGCCAUCCCGACCAUCUCAAAGAGUCGUGAGGAGGAGAUCAGAAGGGUCCUGCGAGCCAACCUGCAGAAGACCCGGCAGCGGCUUCGCUCGUACAGCAGAUACGACCUGAUCAGCGAACCAUAUGAGGACAACAUGAGCGAGGCACUCUUCAGGAAGCAGAGGGCGAUGGAGCGAAGGAUGAGUCACUACCUCACAGUCCCUGCAAACCGCCAGGAGACCCCCCCCGUGAGAAAAGUCUUUUUUCAGCCAGAGCACAAAGUUUACACCUACGAUGACAGCGAGAGCCCAGGAGGCCCGGCUUCUCUGCCACGUCCCAGGCAUCCCGAUGCCGACAGCGUGCCGAAGGAGACCCCCGAGAGGCCCGAUCGGAGCGGCGCGCCGAAGGCUGAAGAGCAGGACGACCAGGAGGAGCAACUGAAGCUAUCGCGCUGCCUCAGUGACCCCGGACCGAAUCAGGGGGACGAUGAGGAUUGUGCUUUCCUGCCAUGAAUGAGACGCCUUCACAGUACUCGUGAUCUCCACGUGUGUUCUGCAGGAGAGCCCUGAAGAAAAAGGAGCUACAGCAAAGCUUCAUACUUAUAAUUUAAAGUUAUUCUAAGUGUUAUAAAGUUAUAUUUGUGAUGUGCUAUUAUGAAGUUUUUCAUGAGUUCCUAAUAUUUUUUUAUCAUGCAGCAUAAUCAAAGUAUGCCCCAGAGGACUUUUCUAAUAUAAAGUUUCUAUCAGCGUGUUGAAGUUUAACGUGCACAUGAAGUUAGAGCACUUGUUUUAUCAAGCUCGAAGCACCAGAGGGGUGGAGUUUCCCCCCUCAAAGCACAAAAUGAAGUAGAACCCGGCUGAUAAACCAUGUCAGCUGUCAAUAUUGGUCUCUCAGAUAUUUGAAACAUCUGAACAACCCUUUGAUGGGUCGCCAUGAGGUUUUGUGCAUCGAUGGUGCCCAGAGGAUGAAUUCUCCCAACUUCAAUCCUCCAUUAACUUUUCCUCUGGCGCCACUUUGAGGUGGACCUUUUUUUUUUUUUUACACUAAAAUUCAACUUUUCAUGCUGCUUUCAGCUCAAACUGCAGUGACUGAAGUCAUAAUCAUUGCUGAAUCCUGCAUACACUCAACGACCAAGCUCACAGAAAAGCCUUCAGCUGAUCCAAAACAGCGCAGAGAGGACUGACGGGGCUUUACUGGCUUCAAAAUCAUCCUCCUCACACACAAAGUCCUAAAUAAUGAGGCCCCAUCGAAUCUUAAAGACCUCGUUUAUCGUAUCACCCCAGCAGAGCUCUGCGCUCUCAGACUGAUGGCUUACUUGUAGUUUCUAGAGUUCCUAAAAGUAGAAUGGGAGGAUUCGAUUAGAUUAGACUCAAAACUGUCCUGAUUAAAGCUUAUAGUUCGGGCUGGAUCAGGUGACCCAGAAACAUCCUUUAGUUAUGCUGCUACAGAGUCAGGCUGCUGGGGGACCUCCCAUGAUGCACUGAGCACUUCUUCUCAACUCACCUCUUUUAUAAACCACCACAGGAUGUCAUUCUCAAUCCCACAGUUUGUGUCAUGUCCAGUCUCACUGUCCAUGUCCAGCCCCCCCCCCCCCCCCCCCCCCAAGCCUGGCGGUCUCUUCCUGUUGAAGGGGAGUUCUUCCUCCUCACCGCUCAUCAAUGUGAGAGCAACACUCGAUAUACAAACAAGCUAAAUCGAAACACCUCAGACUGAAGUUAAACAUCCAAAACUAAUGUUUGUGUGAGACACAGUUGGUGUUUCCUUAAACUCGUCUCUUCACCCCCAUACUGCCAAAAAUAACUGCCAGACAGCGGGGGGGGUAUUUCUUUUUCAUUUUUGCUUUUGCCCGAUAACUCCUGUUAAGAAAACUAAACGUGUAAUCUCAGAAACAUAUCUCACAUUUUCCACAGACUGCCACUGCAUGUAAAUUACAAUGUACGCUGAAUCACACUGACGAUGUUUAAGUCAGAGAAACUCACAUUUCAUAUGUGAUGCAUUAAAGGGUUCGUUCUGCAUUAAUCUUCCCUGCUUGUGUAACACCAGGAUGACUGCAUGAGUGCGUUUUAUUGAAAGUUUUCAGACUUUGCAAAGCCACCAGGCUGUGCUGUUUGGUGCGUGUCUGGCUCACCUGUUCUGCCCCACCUGCACCAAAACUGGACGCUGUAACCAGGGUUAUUAAAUGUCCCGCUCUGAGCAUAUCUUGGCCACAUUUCUCUAAUUGCCAGAAAUAACUCUUGAAAAUGAAUAAUUCCGACCGGUAUUACUGCUGAAUCAUCACACUCAUGACUUUUACAAACUUCCUGCGUCAGUCAGGUUGCUCAGAAGUAUAAAUGUUAAUAUUUUCAGUGUGUCCACUGUUUGAAGUGCUGUGCUGGAAAAGAAAAGACCGAUCUGGUGAUCUAAGGAUGCUAAUGAGCUUAAAAAUGAAAAAUGAGCUGCAGAUGUUUGUGAACAAGCUUAGCACAGUGCUAUCAUUACAGCCGCCGCUGCGUGUCUGAUUUCUCAGGGAAUUCAACAGACGCCGUGUUUGUGUGACUAAAAUGUGCUCCACAGUUAAAAUGUGACUGUUUUGUACUCUGAAGUGUUUUCAGUGUUUGUCAGACUGAGCAGGGUGUUGGUUUUAAGAGACCGGACUGGCUGAGCUUUUGCUGCCUGCACACAUUUGCCUUAAAAGUGUUUUUGCUUUUUGUAAUGUUCUUUAUUUUGUAUAAUUAUAUUUUGCAAAAAUAAAAAUGUGUUGAAGUCAGUU